Molecule: messenger RNA, 1879 nt
Organism: Diaporthe batatas
Lineage: Eukaryota; Fungi; Ascomycota; Sordariomycetes; Diaporthales; Diaporthaceae
Exons: 6
Coding region: 1-1836 (611 amino acids)
Molecular function (GO): flavin adenine dinucleotide binding; oxidoreductase activity, acting on CH-OH group of donors
Source: RefSeq, a predicted model, not a curated record
AUGAAGCUGAUAGUGGUCCUCGGGGCACUGACCUUCGGCACAUGGGCCACGGUGAUCACGAACCACACGUUGACAGCCGCUAACAGAACCUUUGACUAUGUUAUUGUCGGCGCGGGGCUCACAGGCAUCACGGUCGGCAACAAGCUCAGUGAACAGGGCUUCUCGACUCUGAUCAUUGAGGCCGGCCCGGACCCUCGUUGGAAUCCCAAGGUUUUUAACGCGGAGGACCGAGUGCAGCAUGAUCCGUAUUGCAACUGGCUGUACCCUGCAUACACUGAAGAUGGCGAAUUGUUCCCCUGGACCAUUGAUAGCGGUGCAUGCAUCGGUGGAGGUACAUCCAUCAAUGGUUUGAUGUGGUUCCGGCCAACGCGGGAAGAAGUUGACAAGCUCGAGGUCUUGGGCAACCAUGGUUGGAACUGGGACUCACUUGAGCCAUACAUGACAGCGGUGGAGAGGAACAUCCCACCCAACGAGGCUCAGAGAUUACAGGGGGCAGGUCUGGAUCCCGACGUUCACGGGUUCCAUGGCGCCAUUAAUGUCUCUUUUCCGACACCUAUGCGCAUCCCAAGCGCAGUGGAACUCUAUAAGGACUCACUCCCUUUGGUAUUCCCCGGGCUCACUAUUGGCAACGAUUUAUCAAACCGCUCCUCCGACGGCACUGUAUCAGCCUCGUCAUCUUGGACGAUUUGGUAUGACCAGGACUCGGGCGAGAACCGUCGCUCAUCCGCCGCCGACGGCUAUCUGUGGACAAAUGACCAGCAUCGAGACACUCUCACAGUUCUAACAAACCAUAAAGUCGACAAAGUCCUCUUUGGAGACUCACUGACAGCCAAGAGCGUCAUUUUCGGGACCAAGCCCGGCGACGAAGUCCCCGGAAGUCAGCCCGGAGCGCAUGUGGUCAAUGCUAACAAGGAAAUAAUCCUUGCCGCAGGAUCUCUAGCCACAAGCACUAUCCUGGAGAGGUCGGGUGUCGGCAGGUCAGACAUAUUGGAGGCAGCCGGCAUCCAACAGCUCGUCGAUCUCCCUGGCGUCGGGGUCAACCUCGUAGACCAGCCUGGCACUGGCACAUCGGCGCUGGUUGCAGAAGCGUACCAGAAUGAUACUUCUAUCAUUGAUGGACGUAUUCUGUUCGCACCGGAGAUAUCUCUUAUUAACGUGGAGCAAAUCUGGGGCCUCGACCGCGGGAGCAUUUAUGCGCAAAUUGGUUCCCCUGAAAAUCUCGUAAACCGAGCACAGGCCUUGGUCGCGUCUGGCGCAGCAGCCACACUGGAAGGGGCGAAGGUGAUUCUGAACACCACCAUCGACUUGAUCGUGAAUAGUGACUUCCCUGUAGCCGAAUUUGUUGGCGAGAGCUACCCUACCGUUCUCUCCGCAAUAUUCUGGCCCCUGAUGCCCCUGUCGCGCGGACACAUCCACAUCAACUCAUCCGACCCGUUUGACGACCCGAUAAUUACACCGAGGUUCCUCACUGACACCUUCGAUCAAGCCGUGGCAGUUGCAAUCUCUCGCCGCUCCCGGGCUCUGUUCGCCAGCGCGCCAUUCAGCGACGUUGUGGCCGACCCAUACUAUGAUCCUCAGAUCGCUCCUAAUGGGACCGAUGAUGAGUGGCUAGCUUGGUACAAGAGCACCGGGAUCGGAGCGAGCCAUUGGGUCGGGAGCACAGCGAUGCUGCCGAGGGACCUCGGGGGAGUGGUGGAUCCUCGACUGCGGGUACAUGGAACCAAGAGUCUGCGGGUAGUCGAUGCUGGUAUCCUGCCUUUUGAGAUCACGUCUCACCCGAUGCCACUUUUGUACGCCAUGGCGCAGAAAGCGGCUGCGUCAAUCUUGGAAGAUUAAUUGUGGCCGUAGGUAUGGCAAAGGAACCAUGCGCGGAACAUAC